AUGAUAAAGGUAAUAUACUGGACUGGUCGCGAGCAGUUUAACGGUGGCCACAACUCAGUAUACAAGAGACGAGUGCGGAGGGUCACAAUCAUAGCACAGGGUCUAUGUGAAAUCGAACCAAGUCGUGUGAUACCAUCAACGGCGCAAUUGAGGAAAGUUCCGGAUAGUCGGACGAGAGAUGGAAGCCUUGUCUCCUCGCGAAUAGACGAUGUGACAACCACCGAUGUAACUCCUUCAACAAGCACUCGCCCGAGUUCCACUUCGCUAACGGCCACCAACGGCAUUUACCGCGGGGUAUGGGAAGAGAAGAAGAUGCUUCAAGCAACAGGUGUACCCUCGGAUCGGCAAUCGAGCGAUAAAGAAACAGCGGUACCGGGGGGUUAA
Molecule: messenger RNA, 384 nt
Organism: Cinara cedri
Lineage: Eukaryota; Metazoa; Arthropoda; Insecta; Hemiptera; Aphididae
Source: the annotation of a GenBank genome assembly